AUGUCGACAGUCAAAGCAAUUGAUGUUUCUUCGAUACAUAGAAUUUGCUCAGGUCAAGUAAUAUUAGAUUUAGCGACAGCCGUAAAAGAGCUUGUAGAAAACAGUCUUGAUGCAGAGGCAAAGUCAAUUGAAAUUCGUUUUAAAGAAUAUGGCAUCCAAUCCGUUGAGGUAAUAGAUGAUGGUACGGGAAUUCAUCCUACCGACUAUGAGAGUUUAGCCCUCAAGCACCAUACAUCUAAAUUAUCUAGCUUCGAAGAUUUAAUGGACAUUAGUUCAUUUGGUUUUCGAGGCGAAGCACUUAGUUCAUUAUGCGCCCUAUCUAAAAUUACAGUUUCAACGUGUACUCAAGAAGAAAUUCCGACCGGUGUCAAAUUGGAAUAUGAUUCACAUGGAAGGCUCAUAAAAAGAUCGCCAACAGCUCGAGAGAGAGGUACAUCCAUUAUACUACGAGGACUUUUUGAAUCAGUCCCAGUUCGGCAUCGAGAAUUUAAAAAGAAUAUUAAGCGAGAAUUUGGCAAAGCCGAAGGAUAUACUAUCCGUAUUAUUGGUCAUAUUUCUAAACCUAUGAAAGGAUACGGUCGUGGAAGCAAUGAUCGACAAUAUUUUUUUAUCAAUGGUCGCCCAUGCAAUUUACCAAAAAUAGCGAAAGCCAUUAACGAAUUAUAUAAAAGUUUUAAUACCUUUCAAUAUCCAUUUAUUGUUAUGGAUUUUCGACUUGCGAAAUUUUUAUACGACGUUAACGUAAGCCCGGAUAAAAGGACUAUAUUCAUACACAACGAAAACAAAAUAGUGGAAACAUUAAAGGAAGAAUUGAAUGGUGUUCUAGAACCAUUUCGAUCUACUUUCGUGAACUCCGGUACUGAAUUUAUUCAACUGUCGAUAAAAGAAAAUGUUUUAUGUUUUGAGAACUCAAAAGAGGAAAAUUCUUCACAAAACAAACUUGCUCAAAAUAAAAGUGGAACUUCUCUUAUGCAAGGCAAUGAUGAUAUGGUUAGUAUUAUUAAUAACAUCCAGAGUAAUGAGAACACUAAAAACGAAUUUGAGUCGACAAAAAACUCGAUAAAAUCAACUUGCAAAUCGUCUAAUAUUGAAGAGGUGAUGAAAAUAAAAGCCGAUAUCGAGUACGAGAGCUACGCUUUUUUUGACUUUCAAUCAGAAGAAAACGAAGUACACGUGAUGAAAAAGCCAAAGAUUACAAUGGAAAAAUCAGAAAUCGCUGGUUCUCCGAGAAAACAAUUAACUCAAUAUUUAUCUUCAAAUGCGAAGGAAAAAAGUAACGUCAUGAAAGACAUCAUUAAACCAAUUGAUGCCUAUUUAAUUAACGAUCAGAAAGAAUCUGUGAAAGUUUCUACACCUAUAUCAUGUGAAGAAGAACAAUGUAUUAAAGUUUCUCUCAACGAAAAUAAAGUUGAUAUCGAACAAGAUGAGAAAAUGAAUAUGGUUGUCGACUAUUCGACUAGUACGGUUUUAAUGACUGAAAAAGAUGGUCUUGAUGAAGAUAUUAUCAUGGCUGAAAAUAAUAAUUUUGAUUCGAGUCCCGUGUCACAUAACUCUGAGGCUAUUGUAAUAGAUAAUGAUUACGAGAUAAAAAAUAUCGAGAUACCAUUUGAUAUUCGAAGAUAUGAAUAUAUUGAUAUGAAUCGGCAAGAAUUUCAAAAGGGUAACGAUUGUGAUAUGCGAUUAAGCAAUUCGGGAAUCGAUACUCAAGAUAAUGAAGUUGCUGUAAGAGAAUUAAAUAGGGUUAUAUCGAAAAACGAUUUUGGCCUGAUGGAAAUUGUAGGACAAUUCAACCUUGGAUUUAUUAUCGCUAAAUUGGGCAAUGAUUUAUUUAUUAUUGACCAGCAUGCGUCUGAUGAGAAAUAUAAUUUCGAAACUUUACAACUUCACACCAAAAUCCAAUCUCAGAGGCUUAUAAGUCCAAGGAGAUUAGAACUUACUGUGGCUGAGGAAUUGGUUGCAAUAGAAAACUUGGAAAUCUUACAAGCGAACGGAUUUGAUUUUGACAUAGAUUAUGAUGCAUCUCCUACUAAGAAAUUGAAAUUAUUGUCACAGCCAAUGAGCAAAGAUACAGUAUUUGGAGUUAAAGAUAUAGAAGAAUUAAUAUUUCUAUUGUCUGAACGACCUGGCGAAAUGAUUGUAAAACGUAUGGGAGAUAUUGAUCAACCAUGGAAUUGCCCUCAUGGCCGACCAACUAUGAGACAUCUUUUCGAUUUGUCUCAAGUAAAAAAUUCUCAACCAUAUACAAUGCGUCUUAAAACUAGAGAAGAUUUAGAAGAAGAAAAUAUUUUCUAUACUUUUCAAAAUGAUAAUAUUUUUGUAUAUAGAGCAAAUUAG
Molecule: messenger RNA, 2334 nt
Organism: Funneliformis mosseae
Lineage: Eukaryota; Fungi; Glomeromycota; Glomeromycetes; Glomerales; Glomeraceae
Source: the annotation of a GenBank genome assembly